Molecule: messenger RNA, 555 nt
Organism: Anopheles coluzzii
Lineage: Eukaryota; Metazoa; Arthropoda; Insecta; Diptera; Culicidae
Gene: mRpL27
Product: 39S ribosomal protein L27, mitochondrial
Exons: 3
Coding region: 55-474 (139 amino acids)
Biological process (GO): translation
Cellular component (GO): ribosome; mitochondrial large ribosomal subunit
Molecular function (GO): structural constituent of ribosome
Source: RefSeq, a predicted model, not a curated record
UGGUGGUGUUCUCGAACAGCAAUUGUCGUGCGUAAUUGUGCGCGUGCAGUGAAAAUGAAUUCCAGCAUUCUCACCCGGUUGCACCAGGGGCUUGCUCCGUUUUUAACAACCGUGCGAAAUGCGUCCAAGAAAACAGGCGGUAGCUCGAGAAAUCCUCCAAAACAUCCGCGCCCGAAGCAUCGUGGCUGGAAGGUGCAGGAUGGCCAUCACGUAUCGGCUGGCACUAUACUGGUAACACAGCGCACCACUCGCUUCCAUCCCGGAUUGAAUGUUGGCUUCGGUAAAAAUGGCACCCUGUUCGCUAUGGAGCACGGCAAGGUGUACGUUACCUGUGAAAAGAUUGACCCAAACUGGGAUCACACCUGGGUGCAGCGGUGCUAUGCCGGCCGGGAGGGACAAACUAUUUACAAGAAGUUCUUCAACGUGGUACCAGCACCGCAACACCAGCGGUUUAAGCUGAUAGAUGAAAUUUAACUCAGUUUUUAGACGAAUGUGUGACCCCGUAGCAGGGUGAUAGUUCGGAUAAAUACAAUAGUGUGUUGUACUUCACGUUAA